Brettanomyces bruxellensis is the source of this 2055-nucleotide messenger RNA. RefSeq lists its product as uncharacterized. Gene Ontology annotation, biological process: RNA polymerase II preinitiation complex assembly; DNA-templated transcription initiation. Bases 1 to 2055 code for a protein of 684 amino acids. Gene Ontology annotation, molecular function: protein heterodimerization activity; TBP-class protein binding; DNA binding. Gene Ontology annotation, cellular component: SLIK (SAGA-like) complex; SAGA complex; transcription factor TFIID complex. NCBI's taxonomy places the organism in Eukaryota, Fungi, Ascomycota, Pichiomycetes, Pichiales, Pichiaceae. The transcript has a single exon. The record is from RefSeq and is a predicted model, not a curated record.
AUGAAUCAGAAUACAGGAUCAAACAAUGGCAACAUGUCAUCACCUUCAUCGCCAAUGUUGGGCAACACACCAUUAAAUCUAUCAUCUCCAAGUCUUUCAUCUGCUGGAUCAUUAACACCCCAGGCACAGUCGCAGGGACAGGCUCAGCAGGCACAGCAGAAUGUGGGAAAUAUGCAACAACAGCAACAGCAGAGAAGAGCUGCACAUGCAUUUCCUAGAAUUACACCUCAGCAGGCACACCAGCUUUUAAGGCAGUUCAACAUUGAGAAGGAAGGUGCACAGAGGGCAGGCAUCAACACCCCGGAGGGCAAGCAGCACGUGAGGAAGGCGGAGAGAAUCAAGGCUAUUCUCAUUCAGUACAACAGGAAGCAAAAGUUGUUGGCGGCACAAAGACAGCAAAGACGUGAGGCACAGAUUCAGGCAGAACAGAGGAGCCAGCAACAGCAGCAACAGGGGGUGGCUUUAGGCGGGAUGAUGGAUACCGGAGGGGCUGUUCAGGGAGAGAGAGGCACGAGCUUGGAUUCCCACAUGCAGCAGCAACAGCAGCAACAACAACAACAAGUUCAACAGACCGAGCAGGCACUACAGGCACAGCAGAUGCAGCAAAGAUCUGGAAAUUCGAACAACGUGGAUUUGGGAUCGCUGACGCCGGCACAACAGCUACAAAUACAGAGACAGCAGCAGCUGGCCAAAUACAGACAAAUCAUAAAGCUUGCAGAGCAGUUCAGGAACCAGCUUCGGGCAAUAGAGACCAGAAAGAACGUUCCAAACACCCCGGCCAACCUGAUUGCACAACUAAAUCAAAAGGAGCGGGAAAUAAAGAGCAGAAUGGAGCAAUGCAGGGGAUACGCCCAGCAGAUUGCAAACCGAAUCCGUCUGAUGCAGCAGCAGCAGUCCAACGGUGUCCAGAGCUUUGGAUCACCAGUCUCUUCUGGAAGUUCCAAUGCAGCCGGUGCACAGCCACAGCAGUUUCAAGGUAAGCUCACUGCAGAGCAAAAACGUGUUUUACAGCAGCGGAUAUUGUUGGAGCAGCGGAAGAGACAAGAGCUUGCCGGUCAAAGCCAGCAGCAGGAUAUGCUUUCACAGGUUAAAAAUGCAAUGAGUACAGGUUCCAUGACUUCUCAGAGCCAGAGUCAGGCAGAGGCUCAGCUACAAAACCAGCAAUCGGCAUCGUCUGGAAGUGCUACAACCAAAACAAAGAAGAAGACACCAAGAAAGAAUCAGAAGAAGAACAACAAGACGCAGACAAAGAAGCUUACGAAGGCGCAGAAGAAGCUUUUGAAGCAGAAUGAAGCAGCAGCAGCAGCGGCAGCAUCUUCAGCUUCUGCAACUGCAACUGUAACUGCAACUGCAACCGCUUCUAGUGCCACUUCUGCAGCAUCGACUGCCCAGAAUGGUGCUUUAGCUGCCGAUACGGCGAACAAUACUGCCCAGAAAGGCCAUACGGAUGCCUCCGCAGCACAAAAAAGCUUCCAAGAAACUCAGAUCACAAGUGUCAUGCCGGGAACAGCAGACACGGGUUCGGGUACUCCUCGUCCUCGUUUCCAGAACAUCACCAUUCCGCAGGAUUUGAAGGUUUCGGCACCUUCCGCUGUUUCGGUCAAGAUCAACAACAGACCAACGCUGCUAGGAGGAAAUGCCACGGAUUCUCCAGUAUUAAGUAACCCGGCGUUCAUCCGGCCUCAGCACUUCGAGUUUGAAGGUGGCCGGGUACUAAAUAAGCGUAAGCUCAGGGAGCUCGUGAAGUAUGUUGCAUCUGAGGAAGGUGACACGGAUGUGGCCAUAGAUGGAGAUGUGGAGGAGCUUCUUUUGGAUCUUGCCGACGAGUUCGUGACCUCAGUUACGUCGUUUGCGUGCAGAUUGGCAAAACACAGAAAAUCAAACAGCCUUGAUGUCAAAGAUGUUCAGCUACACCUGGAGAGAAACUGGAAUAUUAGGGUGCCAGGUUAUGCUGCUGACGAAAUCAGAUCCACCAGAAAGCUAAUGCCCAAUGCUGCCCACAACUCUAAAAUGAACGGCCUUUCAAUCAACAAGAGCGUGAACAAGGGGAAGUAG